This is a messenger RNA of Galendromus occidentalis (western predatory mite), 1691 nucleotides long. RefSeq lists its product as uncharacterized. The transcript is spliced from 9 exons. The coding region runs from base 234 to 1691 and encodes 485 amino acids. NCBI's taxonomy places the organism in Eukaryota, Metazoa, Arthropoda, Arachnida, Mesostigmata, Phytoseiidae. The record is from RefSeq and is a predicted model, not a curated record.
CCGUCUCUCUUGGCCAGCGGACAGCCGCGGCAAGUUUUUCGCAGACAGUGGUCAGAAAUUUGAAAAUCAGUGCUUCGUUUAAGUGAGGAUACUUGUGAAGUCGGUCCUGAAGUGUCGGAGAUGUGGUUCCCUUCAUCGAGACUUGAUCCGAGCGCUUGACUCGUGGAAGUGUGACGUUUUACCCAGUCAGCCGAUCCUUCGAGAGUAUCGCCGACCACACAUGAAAUCCAGCCAUGGAAACCAGUUCGAGCGGGAAGACCCGUCACCAGUAUACAAGGAGGGACGAUAAGCUAAUCAUCCAGUACCUUCUGGAUACCAAAGACGUCUCGAAAUUAGGAGGUAACGAGGUCUGGAAACGCCUCGAGAUAUGUAAGAAGUAUAACCCGAAUAGGCUCUCCUACCACUCUCUGAAAGAAAGGUGGCGGAAGAUUAUCGUGAAGCAGCUGCCGAUGUAUAAAAUUACUGCCGCCCAAAUCAAACUAUUGACGGCGAAAACGCCUGGCUUGAGGGAGUCGAUGAAGAGGAGUUGUCUCGACGUGUCCUCGGAUGAGGACGACUAUCACCAUCCAGACUCAGGGGAACCGAUUCGAGCGAAGAGGCGCCCCGGUGGAAUUGUGAACUCCUCGCUCAGAACUUGUCCGGGAUCCGCGAUGGAAUCUAACUCGAACAAGAUCAACCCUGGCGAAGGUGAUAUCGAAGAAAUAGGGGACGAAGAAGAAGACGAGGAAGUUGAAGAUACCCUUAAACUUGAGAAAUCUGAGAGACGUUCCAAGAAGCGCUCUCUGUACCAUGACGACGGCGGAACUCCCCAACUGACAGACGGAGAAUCGCUCUUCAUGGAGGAACAUUCGCCAGAUCGCCUCCUUCGAAUAAACUCGGGAACUAUCGCGAGAAAUCGAGUGUCUCUGAGAGCGACUCAUUCGGCGCGAAAAAGCACCACGAGCAAACCUAGCACAGACAGUGCAGAAUCUCCCGCGAACACGCGGAACAGCCGCAAAGGCAUACGUGCCCGAGCGACACGUCUGCUUUCCGAAGAAGAGACACCGCCUGUUGAAGUCGAGGCGGACUCCGGAGUACUUGGACAGAGGGAAACUCGUCAAGUGCGCUUCGAAGAACAGAACUCCAUCGAAGCAACGAUUUCCCCGAUCAUCGAGACCUCCCCCACAGGAUAUAGAGAGAAGCGGCCAGACGAUGACGAGUCGCCCGAGGAUCUGGAAGGAAUCAUGCUUGGAGCCAUGUUGCCUUCUCAAAGUGAGCCCUGUGUAUCUACGCGUACGCGAUCCUCGUCAAAGGACAACGAUCAUGGUGGCGCUUCUACUCCCCCGACGACAUCGAGCUCUCUACCUGCCGUCGAUGCGCAAAAUAUAAGGCUCCACAAGAGGAAACUCACGCAAACGGCUUUGAUGCCCGAGAUCAAACAAGAAGUCGACGAUGGGAACCAAGAGCUACCAUCCUCCUCAUCGUCGAUCAAUACUCCCAUCAGGAUCUCGUCGCAAGAUCUGCUCCGUAGCGCAGUCUCCGACACGCAGAGAGACAGCGAUGAUAGCUACCACAGUGCGCCUCAGAGUCCCGUCAGGAAGAGACGACGUCAAGAAACAUCGGCAGUACAGAGCGCUGUGACGACUUCAGAAACGACUUCGGGUCUUGUUUUUCACAUGUUAGUGAGUUCCGCUCCACAUUACCCUCUAUAG